UGACUUCACUCUUAUCAUGUUUAGUUCUGUGGUUGGCUGACAGGGCAUACCGGACAAUCUCUAUUAAAUUGUCAAAUAUAAAUUGAACAAUAUCUGAUUGUAAUAAUGUCUAAAUUUGAUAAAUGACAAUCAUGUUAUGUCAGUCGGGUAAAAUUAAUUGCAAUAAUUAGACAAGUUUAUUGUGUCAGCACAUAAUAAAAUAUGCAUAUAAAAAAAUUUUCCAGUUAAAUUCGAUAACACAAGUGGAUAGGUAUUGAAAAACAGAAAAACAAUGACUAACUGUUCAGAUUAAAAACACCAUUGUGUAGUAAAAAAACAACUGGACUGUAAGUAAGUAAACACUGUGCAAAAUGCCUGGAUUAAUCACAGUCAGCGAUUUCGUAGAAGAAUCCAGAGAGGAUUAUAACUCUCCUACAACCUCAACUUUCGUGUCCAGAAUGCCACAAUGUAGACAAACUAUUACUGCACUUGAAGAGUCUUUGGACUUCGACAGAGAUGGAUUGAAUAAACUGAAGAAGGCUAUCAAAGCUAUUCACAAUUCAGGAAAUGCGCAUGUUGAUAAUGAAGUUUACCUGGGUCGUGCACUAGAAAGAUUAGGUGACGCUGCAUUAAAAGAACAAGAACCUGACAUUGGCGCUGCUUUUCUAAAGUUUGCUGUUGUAACCAAAGAACUCAGUGCAUUGAUGAAAACAUUGAUGCAAAACAUUAAUAAUAUUGUAAUGUUUCCAUUGGAUACAAUACUAAAAGGAGAUUUAAAAGGUGUUAAAGGAGAUCUUAAACGCCCUUUCGAUAAAUCGUGGAAAGAUUAUGAAGUUAAAUAUGCAAAAAUUGAAAAAGAAAAAAAACAGCAUGCAAAAGAAGCUGGUCUUAUCAGAUCUGAAGUUACAUCUGCUGAAAUUGCUGAUGAAAUGGAGAAAGAGAGACGCCUUUUUCAAUUGCAAAUGUGUGAGUACCUAAUAAAAAAUAAUGAAAUUAAAACGAAGAAAGGUAUUGAGUUAUUGCAGCACUUGGUCGAAUACUUCCACGCACAAACAAAUUACUUUCAAGACGGGCUUAAAACUAUAGAGCAUUUUGGUUCUUAUAUCACCGAUCUUAGUUCAAAAUUACAGAAAAUUAGGCAAACUCAAGAUGAAGAAAGGAAAAAGCUUAUAGAGUUAAAAAAUUUACUGAAGAGUUCAGGAUGCGAUAAAGAGUUAAAUGCUAAUGCAAAUCUGGGGUAUUCUUUACAUCAACUUCAAGGCGAUAAACAACAUGGAGUUACUCGUUCAGGACAUCUUUUAAAAAAAAGUGAUGGAAAAAUGAGACGAGUUUGGCAGAAAAGAAGGUGUGCCAUUCAAGCAGAGGGCUUUUUAGACAUCUGUCAUGCAGACGAAAAUAAACCUCCAACUAGAGUAAAUUUAUUAACAUGCCAGAUAAAAGUGGUACCUGAUGACAAAAAAGGUUUUGACCUUAUAAGCUAUAACAGAACAUACCACUUUCAAGCGGAAGAUGAUGUAGAUCAACGAGCUUGGAUGUCCGUUCUAGUCAACUGUAAAGAAAGAGCUUUAAUGAGGGCUUUUGACGCUAGUGGUCGAUCAGAAAGUUGUCAAGGAAAUCCUAGUUUAGUUGAACUACAACAAGCAAUAAUUCGUUGUGUUACACGAUUACCCGGUAACGAUCAAUGUUGCGACUGUUCGUCUCAAAAUGAUGCAACAUGGCUGUCUACAAAUUUUGGCAUCAUCGUGUGUAUCGAAUGUAGUGGAAUUCAUAGAGAUCUUGGUGUACAUAUAUCGAGAAUACAAUCGUUAACUUUAGACAAUGUUGGUACUGCUCAAUUACUGUUAUCAAGAUAUAUGACUAAUCAAGCCUUUAAUGAAAUUAUGGAAGCAACUCUUCAUCCAAACCUUAAGCCCACUCCCAGGUCAACUAUGGAGGAACGAUACGAGUUUAUUAGAUCAAAAUACGUAGACAAGAAAUAUGUAACUAACACUUGUGCUGAUGAUAAAGAUCUUCUAUCAGAUUUAGAACAUGCCGUUAAUAAUUGUGAUCUACAGCAAUUAUUACAAGUUUUUGCUGAAAAUGUCGAUCUAUCAGCAUCUCUUCCAACCUCUAAUACGAAUGAAACUGCACUGCACUUAGCCGUCCUUCGUGAAUUAGGAAAUAGUCUAUACAUAGUAGACUUUCUCAUCCAAAAUAUGCCAGCCGGUGGAAUUGAUAAAACAACUGUCGAUGGAGAUACUGCAUUACAUUUAUCCGCACGUCAUGAUAAAGCUGAAGCUAUGAGAUUACUUCUUAGAGCAGGUGCAGAUUCUACGCUUCGAAAUAAUUUGGACAAAAGUUCUAUAGAAAUAGCCCAAGAUAUGGGUCAUCACACAUGUAAAGAACUAUUAAGUCAUGCUGUACAACGACAAAAGUCUUUGUUUGAUAAUGUGAAUAUUGAUUGGAAUCUUUUACAUGAUGAAGGAUCCACUGAUUUUUCUGAUGAUGAAACAAUAAUUGAAGAUAGAUUAUAUCGACCUCCGAAUGGUACUCUAACGCCAGAAAAAAAAUCUAGAAGUCGACCACCAUCAUAUGCAGGUGGAGGAAGUACAGGAACUGGGGACUCUCCAAUUACUUUGCGAAGUCGAAGUAGUACUUGUGACAGUUUACAAAGUGGUUCAUCACCAAAUUCUUGCAUAAUCAAACAGCAAAUGCCAACACCACUUCCAUCUCAAGUAAAAAAAGCUGUUGUAACGGCUUCAAUACCAAAAGAUGUCUUACUGAAUUUACAUGGUUCUUUGAAAAAGCGAGUAGCGCCACCGCCUCCACCAAUAGGGUCUUCAUUAACUCCUUCUCAUUAUGGAACUCUGCCAGUCUCUGCACCUUUAUCAGGCACAUCACACAAUCGAACAACCAGUGAACCUAUUUUGGCUGGUCAUUCCAUGCACACUUUUCCUCAUUGUUUGAAUACUUUUAACUACAAACAUAAGAGAUCGCCAUGUGGAGAUUCUUCUUCCGAACAUGGUUUGGAGAAAAUAAAUACCUCUACACUACAACGGCCAAAAAAUCCUCCUCCUCCAGCUCCUACUUUGGCAAGCUCUACAAGAUUUGGUAGCAGUCGCAGUAAUGAAUCCUUAAUUUCUUUGUGUCAAGAUCACGGAUUAAGUAAUCUACAAACACGCAAGCCUCUAAUGGUGUCAAAUUUAGGAAGCUUAAGACGUUGUCGAGCCUUAUAUGACUGUGAAGCAGAUAACGAAGACGAGUUAUCAUUUCGUGAAGGUGAUAUAAUUUUAAUAAUAAACGAACAAACUGAUGAUGACAACUGGAUGGAGGGUGUCCUAGAACGAGCACCGGAAAGAAGUGGAAUGUUUCCUAUAAGUUUUGUACACGUUCUUCAAGAUUAAUCUUCGUGAAAUUUAUUUAAAAAAUCUACUAUAAGAUUUUGUAGUAAAGUAAACUUACCAAAUAUAUGAUUACCUAUAAAUGAAUAUUAAAUGUAAUUAUACCAACUAUUGUUAAAAAGUUACCAUUUUAACUGUUUAAAGUUAGUCUUUGAACCAUGUCGACACACAUAUGUACAUUGAAGUUAUAUAUAAUUUUAACUGCAAUUUACGAAAUAAUAGCCUUUUUGUCGUUUAUCGUAAAUACCUCAAAUCUAUGUGUCAAACAUAUGCCUACAAUUUUAUUCGCUUAUAUUUGAAAUUUUAAUGACAAAUGUAAAUCACAAUAUAGCAUCAAACUACUAUUAUUUACAAAAAUUUUUUAGAGAAAUAAGUUUUCUUUAUAUUUAUUUAAUGAAAAAUAAAGUGUAUGAUUGUGUUCAUUUUACA
Molecule: messenger RNA, 3788 nt
Organism: Leptopilina boulardi
Lineage: Eukaryota; Metazoa; Arthropoda; Insecta; Hymenoptera; Figitidae
Gene: Asap
Product: arfGAP with SH3 domain, ANK repeat and PH domain-containing protein
Exons: 17
Coding region: 351-3362 (1003 amino acids)
Biological process (GO): positive regulation of GTPase activity
Cellular component (GO): cytoplasm
Molecular function (GO): protein binding; GTPase activator activity
Source: RefSeq, a predicted model, not a curated record